ACGGGCGUCCGGCGCAACACGGCGAGCUGUAAAGGCGCGUGCAGACAGGCGGCGCGGGACGCUCUGCCGUCACUGCUGAACGCGCACCCACACUUGUACGAAGUCGCGCUACGUCACGUCGCCGAUACCAGCCAAGUGGAGAAGCUAGAGCCGUCGUCGAUAUCGUGCCUCGCCGUAGACCGCUGGCGCCCUCAGCCGCACGAGGCGUAUGACGUAGCGUUCGACUGGUCCCAACGCUGCCCUCACCUGCUGCCGGCGCUGUUAUUGAAUCUCGACUAUACGCCGCACACCGGAAUAUCCUUAGACGCGCAGCUAGGGCUGGGCGGCUGGCUGUGCUCGCACGUGCGAUCCCUCUCGCCAGCCGAGCCCGAUGACUGGUGUUGGCGGGUGCUGCGGGCGCUGCGCCUGCACCGCGCGUGCUGGGGGCUGCGGCCCGAGGCGCCGCCUCCCGACCCCGAGCCAGACGAUCUGUUCUCGAAGGCGUACGCGCUGAUGCAGAGCUCGUGGGGACACUGUAUACCUUUGAUCUGUUCCUCGGGCGUGGCGGCGCUGUGUUCACUAGCGGCGGCGCGCGCGCAGGACGCCGUGCACUGCCUGGCGCCUCUCAUGCUGGUGCUGGUGGACUCGCCGGAGUCCGUCGCCUCCACGACCAAGUUCACAGAUCUCUUCUCGCUGAUAAUGGGCGGCGGCGGGCUGGUGGCGCGGGCACUGGGCCGCGGGAGCCCUGGGGCCGCAUUACUGGCGCGCCUGGUGCACGAGCAGCUGGCUGGCGACUCAUGCGGCGGCGUGCCCCACUCGGCGCUAGUCCGCGUGUGGAUAUGCGCGCUAUGGCGGCCGGCGCCGGGGGCGGCGGCGCUAUUGGACGCCGCGCUGCGCCCGCGCGAUCUCUGGCAGCUGAACGAGUUCGCGCAGCACCAGGUAGCUUACAAGUGUUAGGUAGGAACAGAUGCAGCAUCGUUCGUACCCCAUUUGGCGCUAGUUCCUGAGUGGUUGCCAGCGCUAUGGCGGCCGGCG
Ostrinia furnacalis (Asian corn borer) is the source of this 1014-nucleotide messenger RNA. RefSeq lists its product as uncharacterized. The annotation marks the transcript as partial. The record is from RefSeq and is a predicted model, not a curated record. NCBI's taxonomy places the organism in Eukaryota, Metazoa, Arthropoda, Insecta, Lepidoptera, Crambidae. The transcript has 6 exons.